UGUAAAAGACGUGUUGGAUGGACGUGUGGUAGAAGUGCAUUUUGUAAAAUCGUAAAUUCUUUGAAUGCAUAAAACUGAAAAAUGGCAGAUUCUGAGAUACUGAAGAAAUUGAAAGAUAUACCGUUUAGAAUACAGACCGCAAGUUUGAAAGAAAGGCGUGCAGUUAUUGAAGAAAUACAGGAUGUUUUAUCAACACCAGGAAUCACAGAGCCAGCAGUGCGUUUUGUGUGCCGCGUAGUGGUCUCGACCCUGCACCGGUAUCGGGACUCUACAUCCCAGUCAUAUGUAAAGGGCCUGCUGGCAUACCUUGCUGUAAACCACCGUGAGUGGGUGCUGCGAAAUUUGCUGCCACUCCUGCUCGAUACAUCUGAGCAGCUUCGCAAUACUGCAACAUCUAAGAACAUAUGUCAGAGUGGACUCUAUGCACUGCGAUGGUCAACCAUAAUAGUGGAUGGUACUCUGAAGGGCACUGAAGAAGAUGUAGUGGACUACACCUCCCUUGUGCUGACACAAGCCAACCUGCUGGCUGUGGUCACCGCAUAUGGGGACAGCAAAAGGAAUGACAAAGCCUAUUCUAUGUUGCACGCGUCAUGGACCGCCAUCGGUCCGGAAAAGCUGUCCAAGUGGACGGACGUGCUGAUCGCGCAGCCGGCAGACGCGGGCGCGCACGUGUGCGUGACUCUGGCCGCGCUCUGCCGCCAUGCUGCCGAUGAAGGCCACGAGGAAGAUAUCGCGAAACACAAGCCAAAAAUGCUGGAGUGCUUCACAAAGAGCCUGAUCAGCGUCAAAACCCGGCCGAACGCCAACUACAUCCGCGGCUGCGGCGCGUUACUCCAACUGCUGGACCGGACGGAGGUGCACGAGGCGCUGCUGCCGGCGCUGCAGAAGGCCAUGCUGCGGAGUCCCGAGACCAUCGUGCAGGCAGUCGGUGAAGUGCUGGAUAACCUGCAGAUAUCCUUGGAUGGCCCAGCUGUGGAUAUUGCUAAGAGCUUGAUUGCGAACCUGUGCUCAAAAGACGAGUGGGUGCGCUUGUCAGCGCAAGAAGCGCUGCGGCGGCUGGCGCGGCGCUGCGGACAGCGGGCGGCGGCGCGCGCGGCGCUGGCGCACGCCUUNUGCAAUCCGAAUGAAUGCACGAUAACAGUGUUGGAAAAAUACUCAGUAGUGGCUGAAGAGAAGGAUUCUCCUGUGUAUAGAGCAUUUAUACUAGUCUUACUAUCGCCAAUCAAGUCAGUCCGCGACGCGGCCGUAGAACAAGCCAGAUCAUUACUAGCAAAUCAAGAAAGAGCCCUAUUGGCUAGGUAUUUAGUGUUAAAAUUAAAUGAAAUUUUGGAGGAAGGAAAGAUAUUCGUUUCCAAAGAGAAAUCACCCCCAGAAGAGAAGGGAACAGAUGUUACAGGGAAGAUGAUAUUAGAUUGUGUUCAAGCGUUGUGUUCAUAUAAAGAUUACUCAAAGGAAGACACGGAAAGUCUGGCUCUCGACAUUCUACCGUCCUGCCACCACCCUCUAGUCGUGGCCAUAAGCAAGCGGGCGUGGCAAAAGGUUUGCGUGUAUCUACGCCUGGAUCCCGAAGUACUAGUUGACACACAUUCUAAGAAAUUGAUUAAUUUAUAUGUGACCGGAUAUACUCCUACCGAGGGCGUGGCCAUCCUCAGCUCGCUGAACGUGUCGGCCGAAGACCGCGCGGCGCUGUUCGCGGAGGUGCUGGCGCAGACGGCGCGCGUGCUGGAGGGCGAGUCGCACGAGCGCACGCUGCUGGGCGCGCUGCACGCGCUGCGCGCCUGGCUGCCCGCGCUCGACGCCACGCUGCCCGACAAGCUGCUCGACAUGUUCAAGAAGAACUUAUCGGCCAAGAACACGACGCAGACGGUGCGCAUCGCGUACAUGUCGCUGGUAGCCGCGGGCGUGCGAGCAUGCGGCGUGUCGCAGCCGCAGCGCGACGGCCUGCUGCCCGCGCUGGCCCAGGCUGUGGAGCGCGCCGCCCAACAACCAUUGCAGCACCUAGUAGUAUGCGAAGGCAUCGCGGCCAUGCUGGCUCUAGUCUUACUGGACACGGCGCGCACGCUGCCGGGCGCGAGCACGUGGGCGGCGCUGGCGCACGCGUCCAAGCACGUGCUGCUGCACGAGCGCGCGCUGGCCGCCGCGCCCGACGACGUCCUAAUACAGGUGGUGUUGCUAUGCAGAACAGUGUUGGAAAAAUACUCAGUAGUGGCUGAAGAGAAGGAUUCUCCUGUGUAUAGAGCAUUUAUACUAGUCUUACUAUCGCCAAUCAAGUCAGUCCGCGACGCGGCCGUAGAACAAGCCAGAUCAUUACUAGCAAAUCAAGAAAGAGCCCUAUUGGCUAGGUAUUUAGUGUUAAAAUUAAAUGAAAUUUUGGAGGAAGGAAAGAUAUUCGUUUCCAAAGAGAAAUCACCCCCAGAAGAGAAGGGAACAGAUGUUACAGGGAAGAUGAUAUUAGAUUGUGUUCAAGCGUUGUGUUCAUAUAAAGAUUACUCAAAGGAAGACACGGAAAGUCUGGCUCUCGACAUUCUACCGUCCUGCCACCACCCUCUAGUCGUGGCCAUAAGCAAGCGGGCGUGGCAAAAGGUUUGCGUGUAUCUACGCCUGGAUCCCGAAGUACUAGUUGACACACAUUCUAAGAAAUUGAUUAAUUUAUAUGUGACCGGAUAUACUCCUACCGAGACGAUGUCAAAUCUAGUGACCACGCUAGUCCGCACAAACGCGGAGGCCAUAGCGGGCGACGCGCUACAGGUGGCGCUAGACGCGCUAGUGGACCCAGAGUUGUUGCGCGUCACGAGGGUGGAAUAUUUCACCUACCUCACGCCCGACGGGGAGCUCUACGACAAGAGCUCUGUGCCUGGUAAUGACGACAACAAAGAGAUGAACCUAAAGCGCGAAAGCAAAGCGUACAGCUACAAGGAGCAGUUAGAAGAAUUACAGCUGCGACGCGAACUUGAAGAGAAGAUGCGCAAGCAGGGCAAGACCAAGGAGGCGCCGCUCACCGCUAAGCAGAAGGAAGCCAUCAAGGCGCAGCUCGCCAAGGAGAGCGUCAUCCGACAGAAGCUCAGCGCGCUAAACGCACGCGUGGUGGUAGCGGCGGAGCUGUUAGAAGCAGUGCGUGCAGGCAGCGCUUUGGCACUGGCCGCGCGCGCGCGCCUUUUGGUGUGGGCGCUGAUAGGCGCGUUGCGCUCGCCGCUGGCCGCGCCGCGCCUUCUAUCUGCGCUGUGUGCGCUGCGCCCCGCGUUGCUGCCCAGACAUACUGUUGUGGGAGACACGGUCGCCAGGUUCACUAUCAGACUACACAAUCCCCAAUGCGACUUAGACCCGAGCUGGGAGGAGGAGGACCUAGACAAGGGCACCAUCCGCGCCAUCAACCUAGUCCACUCAGUGACGGCGGGCGUCAAGGUGUCGGACGACGAGGAUGCGCCGCCGCUCGAAAACUACUUCACCGCGCCUGGCUUUUGCUAUGUGUUCCCGUUGCUCAAGCAAGACAAGGGUACCAUCCGCGCCAUCAACCUGGUGCACUCGGUGACGGCGGGCGUCAAGGUGUCGGACGACGAGGACGCGUCGCCGCCCGAAAACUACUUCACCUGUGACUUAGACCCGAGCUGGGAGGAGGAGGACCUAGACAAGGGCACCAUCCGCGCCAUCAACCUGGUGCACUCGGUGACGGCGGGCGUCAAGGUGUCGGACGACGAGGACGCGCCGCCGCCAGACAACUACUUCACCGCGCCCGGCUUCUGCUACGUGUUCCCGUUGCUCAAGCAAGGGCUAACGCGCACGGCGACGCGCGCCGACGAGGCCGCCAUGAUCAGCGGGCUGGGCGUGAUCGCGCACCACGCCGCGCUGCGCGAGAGUGCCGACCCCAUGCUGAGGCCCGAGCUCUUCCCCAUCGACCACAUGUUCCGGCUGCUGAUAGAUCUGAUCAGUAAUAGCUCCGGGCGCGUGCAGACAGCGUGUACGGUGGCGCUGUUAGAGACAGCGCGUUGUGCGGCGCGCGGCGGCCUCACCACCGACGACGUGUCUUGCUUGCUAGCCGGCCUGCAGAACCCGCUCGAUGUGGUGCGUGACGCGGCGCUUCGAGCGCUGAUGUGCGUGCAGGACCGGCUGCCGGGCAUGCUGGCGGACGAGGCGUACGCGCUGCCGCUCACCAAGCGCCUGCUCAUCGCCACCUUCGACAUCGCGCCCGACAACAAAAAACUAGCCGAAGAGCUCUGGGAGAGGCUGCCUCUCGCCCAGCAGUGGAGCCAGGAGCCGGACCUAGUGGAGCUGGUGCUGGAUGACGUCACGCACCCCGCGGAGCCGGUGCAGCGCGCGGCGGCGCUGGCGCUGGCGCACCUCGUGGAGAGGGACCCCGACCCCGCCGCCGGCGACCUGGUGCUGCAGAAGUUGAUGGACCUGUACAAGGAGAAGCUGCCGCUCGCGCAGCAGUGGAGCCAGGAGCCAAAGCUAGUGGAGCUGGUGCUGGAUGACGUCACGCACCCCGCGGAGCCGGUGCAGCGCGCGGCGGCGCUGGCGCUGGCGCACCUCGUGGAGCGGGACCCCGACCCCGCCGCCGGCGACCUGGUGCUGCAGAAGCUCAUGGACCUGUACAAGGAGAAGCUGCCGCUGAUCCCGGCCAAGCUAGACCAGUUCGGUCACGUGGUGGAGGCAGCAGUAGACGAGUGGGGCGCACGACGAGGCGCGGGCGUGGCGCUGGGCGCGCUGGCGCCCCGCCUCACCGCGCACGCCGCGCCCGCUGCGAUCACCUUCUUCGUGCACGACGCGCUCGGCGACCGCCACGAGGCCGUGCGUGCUGUCAUGUUGGACGCUGCCAUGGCUGUGGUUGAUCUGUACGGGAAGGAGACCGUGAGCAGCCAGCUGCCGGUGUUCGAGAACUUCCUGGACAAGGCGCCGAAGUCGGGCCACUACGACUGCGUGCGCCAGAGCGUGGUGCUGCUCAUGGGCUCGCUGGCGCGCCACCUGGCGCCCAACGACGAGCGCGUGCGCCCCAUCACGCUGCGCCUCAUCGCCGCUCUGUCCACGCCCAGCCAGCAGGUGCAAGAGGCGGUGAGCAACUGCCUGCCGCACCUGGUGAACUCCAAGGCCCUGCAGCACGAGAUCAACGGCAUCAUGGCGCGCCUCGUCAAGCAACUGCUCACGGCAGAGAAGUACGGCGACAGGAAGGGUGCAGCGUACGGUAUCGCUGGUCUUAUCAAAGGGCUUGGCAUUUUGUCACUAAAAUCGAUGGACGUUAUGGGCAAACUCACGGACGCGGUACAAGAGAAGAAAAACUACAGGUACCGUGAAGGCGCGCUGUUCGGGUUCGAGAUGCUGUGCCACAAGCUGGGCCGGCUGUUCGAGCCGUACGUGGUGCACGUGCUGCCGCACCUGCUCAACUGCUUCGGGGACACGUCGCAGUACGUGCGCGCCGCCGCCGACGACACCGCCAAGCUCAUCAUGUCGCGGCUCAGCGCGCACGGCGUCAAGCUCGUGCUGCCCGCGCUGCUCGAGGCGCUCAACGACGACAACUGGCGCACCAAGGCCGGUUCGAUCGAGCUCCUGGGCGCCAUGGCAUACUGCGCGCCGAAGCAGCUGUCGUCGUGCCUGCCGUCCAUCGUGCCCAAGCUCAUCGAGGUGCUGAGCGACUCGCACAUGCGCGUGCAAGAGGCCGGCGUGGAGGCGCUCGGCGUCAUCGGCUCCGUCAUCCGCAACCCAGAGAUUCAGGCAAUCGUGCCUGUCCUCCUGCAAGCCCUUCAAGACCCGUCGAACAAGACGUCAGCCUGCCUCCAGACGCUCUUAGACACGAAGUUCGUGCACUUCAUCGACGCGCCGUCGCUGGCGCUGAUCAUGCCGGUCGUGCAGCGCGCCUUCCUGGACCGCAGCACGGAGACGCGCAAGAUGGCGGCGCAGAUCAUCGGCAACAUGUACUCGCUGACCGACCAGAAGGACCUCAUGCCAUACCUGCCCAGCAUCAUCCCCGGCCUCAAGAGCUCGCUGCUCGACCCCGUGCCCGAGGUGCGGUCGGUGUCGGCGCGCGCGCUGGGCGCGAUGGUGCGCGGCAUGGGCGAGCAGAGCUUCGAGGAGCUGCUGCCGUGGCUCAUGAGCACGCUCACGUCGGAGAGCAGCAGCGUGGACCGCUCGGGCGCCGCGCAGGGCCUGUCCGAGGUCGUGGCCGGCCUGGGCGUGCACAAGCUGCACACCAUCAUGCCGGAUAUAAUCGCGACGGCCGAGCGCACGGACAUCGCGCCGCACGUGAAGGACGGCUACAUCAUGAUGUUCAUCUACAUGCCGGGCGCCUUCACGGACGAGUUCACGCCCUACAUCGGCCAGAUCAUCAACCCAAUCCUCAAGGCGCUCGCCGACGAGAACGAGUAUGUGCGCGAGACUGCGCUCAAGGCCGGUCAGCGCAUUGUCACAUUGUACGCAGAAUCUGCGAUCACAUUGCUUCUACCGGAGUUGGAACGCGGGUUGUUUGAUGACAACUGGCGUAUCCGAUACAGUUCGGUCCAACUUCUCGGAGACUUGCUUUACCGUAUAUCUGGAGUGUCGGGCAAGAUGAGCACGGAAACAGCGUCUGAGGACGACAACUUCGGCACAGAACACUCGCACAAGGCGAUUAUGCGAGCGCUAGGCCCCGAGCGUAGGAACCGCGUGCUAGCUGGACUUUAUAUGGGCCGCAGCGACGUGGCGCUCAUGGUGCGUCAGGCCGCGCUACACGUCUGGAAGGUGGUAGUGACAAAUACACCGAAGACGCUGCGCGAGAUCCUGCCGACGCUGUUCAGCCUGCUGCUGGGCUGCCUGGCCUCCACCAGCUAUGACAAGCGCCAAGUGGCCGCGCGCACGCUCGGCGACCUCGUGCGCAAGUUGGGCGAGCGCGUGCUGCCCGAGAUAGUACCGAUCCUGGAGCGCGGGCUGAAGUCGGAGCGCGCGGACCAGCGCCAGGGCGUGUGUAUUGGCCUGGGAGAGAUCCUGGCUUCCACCUCGCGGGAAGCGGUCAUGAGCUUCGCCGAUGGCCUGGUGCCGACGGUCCGCACGGCGCUGUGCGACCCGCUGCCCGAGGUGCGGCUGGCGGCGGCGCGCGCGUUCGACAGCCUGCACGCCACCAUCGGCAACAAGGCGCUGGACGACAUCCUGCCGCACAUGCUGCGCUCGCUGCACGACCCCGACAAGCAGCUCGCCGACGCCACGCUCGACGGGCUCAAGCAGGUGAUGGCGAUCAAGUCCCGCGCAGUGCUCCCAUACCUGGUCCCAGUGCUAACCGGCUCGGGCUCCGGGCCAGGCGGCAACGCGGUGGACACUCGCGCGUUGUCGGCGCUGGCGGCGGCGGCGGGCGGCGCGCUGGGCCGGCACCUGCCGCGCGUGCUGCCCGCGCUGCUGACGGCGCUGGUGGCGGCGCGAGGCCGGCCUGACGAGGCCAGGGAGCUGGAGAACUGCCGCGACGCGCUGCUGCCUGUCACCGACGCCGCUGGAGUUAGGAGCAUCAUCGACACACUGCUAGAGACAAUCCGCACGAGCGAGGAGCCGCGACGGCGCGCGGCCGCUGCUCUGCUAUGCGCGUUCGUGGCGCACACGCGCGCCGAGCUCGCGCCUCACGUGGCGGCGUUGCUGCGCGGGCUGCUGGCGCUGUACGCCGACAAGGAGCGCGAGCUGCUGUGCAUGGCGUAUGAAGCGAUGGCAGCGCUGACCCGUACGCUGGAUGCCGAGCGCAUGAUCCAGCACGUGCCAGAUGUGCGAACGGCGUUGCGCCUCGCAGCUGCGGAUCUCAAGGGCGAUCUCUUGCCCGGAUUCUGUAUGCCCAAGGGUAUUUCCCCCCUCCUGCCGCUGUUCCGCGAGUCGAUCCUGAACGGGCUGCCGGAGGACAAGGAGAACGCCGCGCUCAUGCUGGGCGAGAUCAUCAAGCUCACCUCCGCCGCCGCCAUCCAGCCCUCCGUCGUUCACAUCACUGGCCCUCUCAUCCGUAUCCUGGGAGACCGGUUCAAUUCCAGUGUUAAAGCAGCAGUCUUGGAGACUCUGGCUUCAUUAUUGUCCAAGGUGGGGUCGAUGCUGAAGCAGUUCCUGCCGCAGCUGCAGACGACGUUCCUGAAGGCGCUGCACGACGGCGCGCGCGGCGUGCGCAUCAAGGCGGGCCAGGCGCUGGCGCAGCUCGUGCUCAUCCACACGCGCGCCGACCCGCUCUUCGUAGAGCUACACAACGGCGUGCGCCUCGACGACCCCGCCGUGCGCGACACCAUGUUGCAGGCGCUGCGAGGCGCGCUCGUCGGCGGCGGCGACAAGAUGUCGGAGCCGCUCGCACUGGCCGUGCUCACCACGCUGAGCGGGCCGGCGCUGCUGGCGCACCCCGACGACCCGCCGCGCCAGGCCGUGGGCGGCUGCCUGGGCGCGCUGCUGCCGCGCCUGCCGCCCGCGCACCGCGACGCCGCGCUGCUGCACCACGUGCUGGCCGCGCAGCAGCAGCCGCACCACCAUCACCACCAGCCCGCGCAGGACGACUGGCUUCUGACGCACGGCCGUUCUGCUGCGCUGUUCGUCGCGCUCAAGGAAUCACCUGCUGAGAUCUACCGCGACCACUUCGAGGAGAAGAUCGAGAAGACGCUGCUGUCAUACCUGGCCAGCGAGCGCGUGCCCACCGCCUGCAACGGGCUGCGCGGCGCCGCCUACCUGCUGCGCCACCUGCUGGCCGCGCGCCGCCCCGCGCCGCCCGCGCUGCUGCAGCAGUUCGUGAGGGCGUGCCACCGCCUGCAACGGGCUGCGCCACCUGCUGGCCGCGCGCCGCCCCGCGCCGCCCGCGCUGCUGCAGCAGUUCGUGAGGGUAGGACCGCACUCAUACACAGCACACUACUCCCUGCGUGGCUCGCCAGGCGUGCCACCGCCUGCAACGGGCUGCGCCACCUGCUGGCCGCGCGCCGCCCCGCGCCGCCCGCGCUGCUGCAGCAGCGUGCCACCGCCUGCAACGGGCUGCGCCACCUGCUGGCCGCGCGCCGCCCCGCGCCGCCCGCGCUGCUGCAGCAGUUCGUGAGGGUAGGACCGCACUCAUACACAGCACACUACUCCCUGCGUGGCUCGCCAGGCGUGCCACCGCCUGCAACGGGCUGCGCCACCUGCUGGCCGCGCGCCGCCCCGCGCCGCCCGCGCUGCUGCAGCAGUUCGCGUGCCACCGCCUGCAACGGGCUGCGCCACCUGCUGGCCGCGCGCCGCCCCGCGCCGCCCGCGCUGCUGCAGCAGUUCGUGAGGGCGUGCCACCGCCUGCAACGGGCUGCGCCACCUGCUGGCCGCGCGCCGCCCCGCGCCGCCCGCGCUGCUGCAGCAGUUCGUGAGGGUAGGACCGCACUCAUACACAGCACACUACUCCCUGCGUGGCUCGCCAGGCGUGCCACCGCCUGCAACGGGCUGCGCCACCUGCUGGCCGCGCGCCGCCCCGCGCCGCCCGCGCUGCUGCAGCAGUUCGUGAGGAGCAUGAACCACCAGAGCAAUGAGGUGAAACAAUUGAUGGCGACCGCAGGCGCGCUCGUGGGCCGCGCCGCCGCCGCCGAGUGGUGCGGCGAGACGCCCGACGCCGCCGACCAACAGGAGCCGCGAGCGGGCUGGGAAGGUGGCGCGGAUGUACUGCGCGCGCUGCUGCCAGCGCUGGUCAACGGCACCAAGGAGAAGAACACCUACGUACGCGCCAACUCCGAGCUCGCGCUCAAGGCCGUGCUGCGACUGCCGGCUGACGACGCCUUCCACCAGAAAUGCGUGAGCCUGCUGGACGAGGGCGCGCGCGAGGCGCUGGCCGACGUGGUGGCGCGCGUGCUGCGGCGCGCGCACUCCGAGCACGCGCGCGACGAGGAGCUCGACUGCACGCUGCUCACCUGAGCCUCUGCCUCCGGCCCCGAGCGCACAUGUUAUUCAUAUUCAUAUUAUAUUUAACUCUCUUUACCAA
Molecule: messenger RNA, 9898 nt
Organism: Ostrinia furnacalis (Asian corn borer)
Lineage: Eukaryota; Metazoa; Arthropoda; Insecta; Lepidoptera; Crambidae
Gene: l(3)80Fj
Product: lethal (3) 80Fj
Exons: 53
Coding region: 82-9831 (3249 amino acids)
Biological process (GO): regulation of translation; cellular response to amino acid starvation
Cellular component (GO): cytosol
Molecular function (GO): protein kinase regulator activity
Source: RefSeq, a predicted model, not a curated record